Hydractinia symbiolongicarpus is the source of this 890-nucleotide messenger RNA. RefSeq names its product protein starmaker-like. NCBI's taxonomy places the organism in Eukaryota, Metazoa, Cnidaria, Hydrozoa, Anthoathecata, Hydractiniidae. The record is from RefSeq and is a predicted model, not a curated record. The transcript has 3 exons. Bases 91 to 780 code for a protein of 229 amino acids.
UCCGCACAUCCCAACAGAACUCAGUUGUCAGUAACUUUUGAAGUGCAGAGAACGUUCAAUAAUACGAGAAAGAAACCAAAAUUUAACAAAAUGAAGUUGUUGGUUUUGUUUUUGAUUGGGUUGGUUUGCAUCAACGCAGUGCCACUACGAGACGAUAAAGAUGAUGACCUUGAUGAAGAUAUAACCGAUUUUGAAGAUGCUGUUCCUGAAGACGGUGAGUUUUUUGAUGAAGACGAGACAAGUAACUCUGACGAUGAUUAUGAAGACGACGAUAAUAAAUCUAAUGACGGCGACGAGUUAAACGACUAUGACGACGCCGACGAUAAGGAUGAUGAAGAGGAAUCCCAUCUCGACAAUGAAAGUGAUGAUAUGCCGAAAGAAAACGCCGACGCACAGUCAACGGAUGUUAAGGAUGAGGAAGAAGACGAUGGUGAUGAUGGUGAUGAUGAUGAACUUGACGAGGAUAACAAUGAUGCUGACAACAAAUCAAAAGACAAAGAACUAGAUGAUUUUUAUGGAGAUCAGUCAAAAGGUAAUGUUGACGAUGUUGAAAGCGAUAAAGGUAAAAACGACAAAUCGGGAAAAGAUCAAACAGACAAAGAAUUAGAUGAUUUUUAUGGAGAUGAGUCAAAAGGAGCAAAUGUUGGCGAAGUUGAAAGUGAUAAAAGUAAGAAAGGUCAAUCAGGAAAAGAUGAAAUCUCUGUCGACGACAUUAAAGUUGGUGAAAGCAGUGAAGUAACCCCCAUAGAAAAAGAUGUGAAGAAGGAUGAAGCCAAGUAAAAAAGUGAACCCAAGGAGAAAGACGAAAGUCAAAAAGAAGAUAAAGAAUUAGAUUCUUUCUACACCGAUGAUGGAGAAGAGGAACCGAAAAAAUCGGAUGAUGAACCAAA